AUGCUGAACAGCAAAUUGAAAAUGCCGGCAAUUCGGAGAAUAAUGCCAAUUCCGAAAUCCAAAAGAUCCACUUUUGUGGCCAAGAGGCCGCGGCUUUUCCUCAAGUAG
This is a messenger RNA of Eimeria necatrix, 108 nucleotides long. RefSeq lists its product as hypothetical. Lineage: Eukaryota; Apicomplexa; Conoidasida; Eucoccidiorida; Eimeriidae. The record is from RefSeq and is a predicted model, not a curated record. The transcript has a single exon. The coding region runs from base 1 to 108 and encodes 35 amino acids.